This is a messenger RNA of Macrobrachium nipponense, 4149 nucleotides long. Its product is annotated as protein mono-ADP-ribosyltransferase PARP12-like. The coding region runs from base 206 to 3241 and encodes 1011 amino acids. Lineage: Eukaryota; Metazoa; Arthropoda; Malacostraca; Decapoda; Palaemonidae. The transcript is spliced from 4 exons. Gene Ontology annotation, cellular component: nucleus. Gene Ontology annotation, molecular function: NAD+ poly-ADP-ribosyltransferase activity; NAD+-protein mono-ADP-ribosyltransferase activity. The record is from RefSeq and is a predicted model, not a curated record.
AUUGCCGCAGCCCACAGCUCCGCUGACGUGUUGCCAGAUAAGUUCUUGCAUUGCAAUCGUGACGUUAUUGACGUGGCUUCCUUCAAACCUUGUACGACCAAAAUCUCGCCCACCCCAAUAACUUGUCUUCCACCGCUUGAAAGGAAUAGAAUGAACCAAGACUACUAGAUGUUCAACAGUGUAGUACUUCAACCGGGAAUCCAAAAUGAAUGGUUAUAAUAACAGCUCUGAAGAUGAGGAUUGCGGCUAUUAUGAUCCACGAGCCGAGAAGCGGCAUCAGAGGCCACAACCUGGAAGAAGACAGAGAAUCUUGAAACAGAAUUAUCCCCGUGGAGACUACAGAGCACAGCACAAGCAGGCUUACUAUAACAGCGAUGGGGAGAGUGAACAUGACUUCUUUCUUGAGGGUAGGAGAAAGGACCAUAAUAACAUAAAGGUGAAGGAGAGGGCACGCACGAGUAAGAUUCAACCUGAAGAACUUGCUUAUACGCUUUCAUCUUUCCUAGGUUUCAGGGCCAGUUUAAUCGAACUCUUCGAGGACCACGGUCUUCAUCCUGCCAUGGUAAGAGUGAUCGCUGAAGAUAACCCACAGACAUUUUCCAUAAACAAACACUCCAUUUUUUUAAGACCUCGGAUCUCUGUCUGUUCUUACCACUUGAAAACUUCGGGAUGUCCCUCUAUGUCUAAAUGCGAUAGCUUUCAUAUUUGCUCUGAUUAUUUGUUCAGGACAUGCGAAGAUGAGUAUUGCUCGUUUGGACACAGAUGGCAGACAAAGCAUAAUUCUAAUUUGCUUUACAAGUUGCAUCUUCAUAACCUUUCAGUGGAUAUCUUAGAAGAGUUAGCAAAAAUGGAUACUCAAAGUAAAACUUGUAAUUACCCAUUAGAUAUUUGUUUUAAUUAUAACAGUAGAAACUGUAAGUUCAGAAACUGUAAGAGAUUGCAUUUGUGUCUUAGCUUUGUCACAAAUGCAGGAAAGUGCACUAAAACAUCAUGCCAGUUGAACCAUAAUAUAAAGGCGCCCUUUUGUCAGCAUCUUCUGAAAAAUCAUGGUAUCCCAACAGAUGAAACUCCAAGGGACACUCUGCAUACUCUUGUGAGUUUGAAUCCAAAACUGAGACAGCUUAUAUCAAGAAAUAAAAACCCAAAAGCUAAUCCUAAAAAUAUAAACCAAAAUAAUCAGCCUGCAAAAGCCAACAGUGACGCCUCUCCUAUGCCAAGUAACUCACAGGGGAAGAACCUUCAACAUGAAUUUUCUCAUAAAUCAAAGUCUUCUUGGUUUAAUGAGGUUAGCGGCGAUGUUGUUUUGCCCGAAAUAUGCUUUGAUUCAGUAGAAGGUAUCUGUAAAAACGAAAUGAAAGGAUGUCCACGGCUUCAUGCAAAGAGCCACUUUCACUGGCAGGUUUUGGGAGAGGACAAAAUAUGGUACAAUUUUUAUGAAGAUUUAGUAAUGCAUUUGGAACGGAGGUUUUGUGACCCAGCAUGUGAUGUCAUAAGUCUUCAUCUCUCUAAUACUCCUACUUUAGAUCCACUGGCCAAAAAUAUCUUAAAAUUAUUAGGUGUUGAUGUAUGGAAAGCAGAUUUUGAGUCAAUGACUCUUCACAAUAUUUCACAGAACAAAAAAUUAAAACUGAGGAGAUUAUGUACACAGAAAAUGUCAUCACAGAUGACAAAGGAAAACACAUACCUCUGGUAUUUCAAGGACAUCAAUCAGGAAUGGAUUCUAUAUGGAGGUGUGGACAGUACACAAAAUAACAAAAUGAAAAGUAGUCUUUCAUCUGUAGAUAUAGAGGAGCAGUUCUCAAAAAAUCCCUCUGCUUCACUGAAAUUUUCAACUAAUUAUUUUGAAUACAUUUUGGACUUUACCAAUAUGUGUCAGACUAAUCUACAGACAAAUGUAAGUCGUAAAGUAUGCAGGCGACCAUACCCCCAUCUUUUGCCAGCACAAAGAGGUAAUUCAUUCCAGGCAAUUAGUGCUUCAAAGAGUCAAUGGGCUCAUCAACAGAAAGGAGAUGUGAAAAUCCCUGAAAUUUGCUUUUACUCAGUAGAAAGUAGCUGUAAGUUUGAGACCACUGGGUGUGAUAGGCUACAUGCAAAACAACAUUAUUGUUGGCAAGUAUGCAAAAAUUUAGGUUCUUGGUUAAACCUGCAGCCAGAGCAAGCUAAAUGUUUAGAGCUCGCUUUCUGUGACCCUAAUGAAGAUGGUGUAACAGUUCCUGUAGUAGAUGAUUCAAAAAGUGAGUUUCCAAAUGACGCUUUGCUGGAUGUAAUGGGUCGGAGUACAUGGACAGCUGAUUUUCAACUUAUGAAGUUAAGGUGCUCAUCCCUAGGGGAAACACUGCAAUUGCGUCGAUUGUGCAGUCAAAUUGUUCCAGAAUGCUCUCUCAAGGCAAAUGAAUAUCAUUGGUACUUCAAAGAUAUAAAUGGUAAAUGGAUACUAUACGGACAGUAUGACAGCACUAAAAAACCUGGUAUGAGUAGUAAUAUCACGUCCAGAGAUAUUGAGAAACAGUUUCUAGAAAAUCCUUUUGUCAAAAUUCAUUUUCAUACAGAAUGUUACAAAUAUGUCUUAGAUUGCUCUAAAAUGACACAGGUCAACCAAAAUACAAAAAAAUGUAGAGAUGUGAGGAAGAGACCUAAACCACACUUCAAACUGUCUGGUGAAUUACCCAGCGUUCCUGUUCAUCUUCCAGUACACUGGGAAAUUAUGUCCCCCAGUGAAGUUCUUAGAGUUGAGAAGCUCUCAAGCUCUUCGUCAGAAUAUAAGAAAGUCGCUCAUCUUUUCCAAGGUAGUCUGCCGUCUGAAGUUAAAGUUGUGAAAGUUAGUAGAAUACAGAAUCCCCUACUUUGGAAAAUCUUUCAAAAGAAAGUCCUUUCCAAGGAAGCCAGUUCAGGUCAGAAAACGUGUCAACUUUUCCACGGCACCAGUCGUGACCUCUUGCCAAAGAUUUGUUAUGACAAUUUUGAUGCCCGAACUAAUGGCUCUCCGAGCAGAGGAAUUCCCUUCUCACAAGAUGCUGCAGGUGCUUACAAACAUUGUAAGACUACAAAAAAGGGCCACAAUUACUUGAUUAUCAGCAGUGUACUGGAUAAUUCCAUAGUACGCUCAAACAACCUAUUGGGUGGAUUUGGGGUAUUUCUCAAAAGGUUACAUAUUGGCGAAUGGAAAACAGAUGUAACAGAAAUAUAUCCUCAAUAUAUAAUUAAAGUAACCGGGAAUAUAACGAAGAAUCAGCCAUGUUAACGAACUCCACUCCAACUGAAAUAUAGAUGUAAGCUUCACUGCAUCGUCAUUAGUGUAUGGAGAUGAGUGAGAAAGUGCAAGAAGACGCGCCGUAUCUCAAAACCUCAAGAUACCUUUCCUCUCAUCCGGCGCCAUCAUUUGAUAGUGGUAAGAAAAUAAUGUUGUCAUUCGAUGAGACUGUAUCGGUGUCACUUUACUUACCAGGCAGCAUUAUGUGUGUUCUUCAUGGUUGUCACUAAAGCAAUAGUACUACCAUUUGUUUACUAAUUAUUCACUGCAGUUUGCAAUUAAGUUCAAACUUCUUGCCAAAUUAUGAAAUAUUAAAAGGUGUCCGAUGUAAUACGUAAUGCAGAUUAUUUGUAUUUCUUGCACGAUUUACUGUUAAAGAAUGUCAGAUUGUUAUUCAAAUUAAUUAUUAUUUUAUUAUUAUUAUUAUUAUUAUUAUUAGCAAUGUUCUCUGGGGAAAGUUGAUAUAGUGAUUCGUUUGCAUCAUGAUUAUUAUAAUUCACAGGAAAUCAUUCUUUUCGAGGGUAAGAUAAUGAUUUAUAUUCGUUGUUGACCAUUAUCCUUAUUAAUACCAUUAAUGAAGGGAAGAGUGAAUGAAGUGUAAGGCUAUUUUUUUCGGUGGACGUUCCUGUCAAUAUGAGUUACCACAGGCAUUAUUGUUAUUCGUUGCAGGUUUAAAAAACAUUGAAAACAUUCCUAAUUUACGAAGGGAAUGUGCUUGAAACUUUCUUUUAGUAAAUAAAAAUCGCUUUGUUGGAUAGAUGAAUGUUAAUGGAUUCUCUUUGCAAUUUUGUCUAAUCUGCGCAUUCUUCUUCACAUGUAUUCUAAAAUAUAUAAGAAUUGUCUUUGCUAUUACAGGUUGAAAGCACCUGAAGCUUAUUCGUGAUUUCUUGAUUUUUCUU